AUGUUGCCUAAAUAUCUCUUGUUUCGCAUUUCAGCUCUAAGAGUUGUGAAUCUGAGUCACACUGGUAUUAGAGCAUUGCCUUCUUCCAUCAAUACUUUAUGUCAACUACGAUCUCUAAUACUACAAAAUUGCAAUGAGUUGAAAGAGUUAUCAGAUAUUGGUAAUCUUUGUAAUUUGCAAUUGCUUGAUUGUGAUAAUACACGGUUAUGCUGUCUGCCGAUAGGAAUGCACAAGUUGUCAAAUAUGAGGUUAUUAAAUAUGCCUGCAUCUGAUUUGGAGAGUAGUAUCGGCCAAGGAUUUUUCCAGAAAUUUUCUAGCCUUGAAAUAAUAAAUAUGAUGGGUGGCUAUCUUGGAUCGACUUCUUUUGAUGAGAUAUUGUCUGCAUCUGACUUGGAGAGUAGUUUGAUAAGAAGCGAAAAGGGAAGUCUCCAGGAAGCUGGAAACUGUAUUACACAAAAUUAUUCCAGGAGAUUAAGAUUACUUUUGAAUUCCUUUUGUUUUUGUGACAUUCUUGGGGUUGAAGGAAGUGAACAGUUUGAUGAUCCUUUGCCAAAUCUGGAACAUCUCAGCCUCUCUUCUGAUGAACAUGCAUUAUCCACCACUGCUUCAAUACAAGUGCACUAG
Messenger RNA from Solanum verrucosum, 624 nucleotides. Its product is annotated as probable disease resistance protein At4g27220. The transcript has 4 exons. NCBI's taxonomy places the organism in Eukaryota, Viridiplantae, Streptophyta, Magnoliopsida, Solanales, Solanaceae. The record is from RefSeq and is a predicted model, not a curated record. Bases 1 to 624 code for a protein of 207 amino acids.